UUCAUUACCACUGCAGCGUCUUUGGUAUGUGCUCGGUAAUUUUACACGUCACAUACGUAAUCGUGUAGAAAGUUUUCGUAUAAAUAGCGGUAGAUGAGCUGCAGUAGGUACAUUGUGAACCAAUCUCGACUUGGAUCAACAUGAAGUUUUUGAUCGUAUCUCUUGGCCUGGUGGUGGUCGCCUCCGCCCAGUAUCAAGGAAACCAGUAUAAGGAGUCAGCUUCACCCAACGCCAGGAUCUUGAACCAGGAUUUCCAAUCGUCUCCCGAUGGCUCUUACCAAUGGUCAUACGAUACUGACAACGGAAUUGCCGCGGGUGCGAGAGGAGUCCCUGUGAACGCAGGGCCCAACGGUGAGGGUGGAAUCGAGGAACAGGGUAGCUACCAGUACACGGCUCCUGACGGCCAGGUGAUUGUCACCAAAUACGUCGCCGGCCCAAAUGGCUUCAUUGCCGAAGGACCCCAUCUUCCGGUCGCUCCACCAAUACCCGAGGCAAUCCUCCGCUCUCUUGCGUUCAAUGCAGCUAACUCCCCGAAAGAAGUACGCGACUACAAGACCCCACAGGUCGCGUACCAGCCGACCACGCAACAACCCUUCAGGUUCUCUCCGACCCCCUACCCAGUGGUUUCCCAGCAACCCAACUACUACAAUCCUGGAUACAACCAGCAAUCCUACCAGCAGUUUGGACGCCAGUAA
Diprion similis is the source of this 695-nucleotide messenger RNA. Its product is annotated as endocuticle structural glycoprotein SgAbd-2-like. The record is from RefSeq and is a predicted model, not a curated record. Lineage: Eukaryota; Metazoa; Arthropoda; Insecta; Hymenoptera; Diprionidae. Gene Ontology annotation, molecular function: structural constituent of chitin-based larval cuticle. Gene Ontology annotation, cellular component: chitin-based extracellular matrix. Bases 141 to 695 code for a protein of 184 amino acids. The transcript is spliced from 2 exons.